Messenger RNA from Budorcas taxicolor (takin), 1842 nucleotides. It is a transcript of the gene OTOP1, whose product is annotated as otopetrin 1. Bases 1 to 1842 code for a protein of 613 amino acids. Gene Ontology annotation, molecular function: proton channel activity. The record is from RefSeq and is a predicted model, not a curated record. The transcript is spliced from 6 exons. Lineage: Eukaryota; Metazoa; Chordata; Mammalia; Artiodactyla; Bovidae. Gene Ontology annotation, cellular component: membrane. Gene Ontology annotation, biological process: proton transmembrane transport; inner ear morphogenesis.
AUGAUUCGCGAGGGUCAAGGGGCGCCUGCCGCUCCCCUGGCGGCUCCGAGCGACUCGGAGAGGGGCUCGUCCUGGCCCGCGGCCCGCCCGCCGGCCCCGUUCUUGGCUCCGGGGUUCCGGGGAUCCCCGGGUUCCCCGGCGCCUCGGCGGGGCGCUGUCCGCGAGAGCUUCCCGCAGAAGCUGGCCGAGGCCCUGAGCAGCCAGUACGCGCUGAACGUGUUCGUGGCGGGGCUGCUGUUCUUGUUGGCCUGGGCCGUGCACGCCUCGGGCGUGGGUAAGAGGGACCUGCUGUGCCUCCUCACGGCGCUCAUGCUGCUGCAGCUGCUCUGGAUGCUGUGGUAUGUGCGCCGCAGCUCCGCGCACCGCCGCCUCAUCCGCCUCAAGGACACGUACGCCGGCGCGCGCUGGCUUCGCGGUAGUAUCACAUUGUUCGCACUCAUUACCGUCAUCCUGGGAUGCCUUAAAAUUGGGUACUUCAUUGGAUUUUCUGAAUGUCUGUCAGCCACUGAAGGAGUUUUCCCUGUCACCCAUGCGGUGCACACUCUGCUGCAGGUAUACUUUCUUUGGGGGCACUCAAAGGAUAUCAUCCAGUCUUUCAAAACACUGGAAAGGUUCGGGGUGAUCCACUCAGUGUUCACCAACCUGCUUCUGUGGGCUAACAGCGUCCUGAAUGAGUCAAAGCACCAACUUAACGAACACAAGGAACGACUCAUCACCCUGGGCUUUGGGAACAUAACUAUAGUUUUAGAUGACCACACACCUCCGUGUAACUGCACACCCCCAACCCUCUGCCCGGCCAUCUCCCACGGGAUGUACUACCUCUAUCCUUUCAACAUAGAGUAUCAGAUCCUGGCCUCCACGAUGCUCUACGUCCUGUGGAAAAACAUCGGGCGCAAAGUCGACAGUCACCAGCAUCGGAAGAUGCAGUUCAGGUCGCGCGGGGUCCUGCUGGGCUCGGUCCUGGGCCUGACCGCGCUGGCCACCACCAUCGGGGUCGUGGUGGUGUAUCUGAUCCAGAUCGGCCGUUCCAAAACCAAGAGCGAGGCGGCACUCAUCAUGUUCUACCUGUAUGCCAUCAUCUUGCUGAUGCUUAUGGGGGCGGCAGGGCUGGUUGGGAUCCGGAUUUAUAGGCUAGAUGAGCAGUCACUAGAUGAGUCCAAAAACCCGGCCCGCAAACUGGAUGCGGACCUGCUGGUGGUCACCGCCUCUGGCUCCUGGUUCAUCUCCUGGGGUUCCAUCCUGGCCAUCCUUUGCGCUGAGUCCCGCCCCCCAUACACCUGGUACAACCUGCCCUAUUCCAUCCUGGCAGUUGUCGAGAAAUACAUCCAGAACCUCUUCAUCAUCGAGUCUAUUCACCGAGAGCCAGGGAGGCUCUCCGAAGACAUUAGAACCCUGCGGGUGGUCACAGUCUACAAUGGCAAUCCCACGUCUCUCCCUUCUUCCUGCCUUAAGAACGGACCUACGGCUGGGGACAUGGCUCCCCAGGCCCUUGAGAUGCCACCUGCGGCCAAUGGAAAUACAUGUCUGAGAGAAGUCGGUGGCAAAGACAAGGAGGAUAAGAGCUGGGAAAGGGCCCAGGGCUCAGCCUGCCACCCCUGUUUCCUGCAGGGCAAUGCCCAGAGAAGAGUCUUGAGGAAUAUUGCAGCUUUUUUGUUCCUCUGCAAUAUUUCGCUCUGGAUCCCUCCUGCCUUUGGCUGCCGCCCUGAGUACGACAACGGAUUGGAGGAAACUGUCUUUGGCUUUGAACCCUGGAUAAUUGUGGUCAACCUGGCCAUGCCCUUUUCUAUUUUCUACCGAAUGCACGCAGCUGCCUCCCUCUUCGAGGUCUAUUGUAAGAUAUAA